Messenger RNA from Sinocyclocheilus grahami, 1911 nucleotides. Its product is annotated as E3 ubiquitin-protein ligase UBR2-like. The coding region runs from base 31 to 1410 and encodes 459 amino acids. Gene Ontology annotation, cellular component: cytoplasm; ubiquitin ligase complex. The transcript has 10 exons. NCBI's taxonomy places the organism in Eukaryota, Metazoa, Chordata, Actinopteri, Cypriniformes, Cyprinidae. Gene Ontology annotation, biological process: protein ubiquitination; ubiquitin-dependent protein catabolic process via the N-end rule pathway. Gene Ontology annotation, molecular function: zinc ion binding; ubiquitin protein ligase activity. The record is from RefSeq and is a predicted model, not a curated record.
CUGCUGCUGCUGCUGGACUCUGAAGGAAAGAUGGCGGCGGCCGAGACCGAUCGCGAUGUACCGUCCGCGCUGUGUAGCGAAUUCCUCAAUUUCUCCGCAAAGGACACCGCUGCGAAAUGGCUGCAGGUGAGCAACCUGCCCAAAGAGGUGUACCAGCACUUGGCCUGCUACGUCCCCAAGAUCUACUGCCUGGGCCCCAACCUGAACCCUCAGAAUGAGGACCUUCUGGCUCCGCUGCUGCUUCAGAGCCCGCUGGAGUGGUACCUGUGCGGGGAAGAGCCGUCCGUGGGAUUGGCCAAGCUGGAACAGAACAACCAGCCCUCACAACUCUGUGGCCAUGUGUUUAAAGUGGGAGAGCCAACGUACUCCUGCAGGGAGUGUGCGGCUGAUCCGACCUGUGUGCUGUGUAUGCAGUGCUUCUUAGGCAGCGUUCACAAAGAGCAUCGCUACAGGAUGACCACCUCAGGAGGAGGAGGCUUCUGCGACUGCGGCGACACAGAGGCCUGGAAGAAGGGCCCUUACUGUCAGAAACACGAGCCCAAUAUCAGUGACUCUUCUCAGAAGGAGCUUAUUGGUGUUAAAUCCUUAAUAUCCCUAAUCGGAAGAUAUGUUUUUGGGGGGGUAUGUUUUAUGAUUGCUUUUUAUUACUGCAUGUUAGUAUAUUGGGAGAAAUGUAACUUGCUUAUUUUGUUCUCAAGGGAGCGUGGAGACACGUACUACUGCAUGCUGUUCAAUGAUGAGGUCCACACGUACGAGCAGGUCAUCUAUACACUACAGAAAGCCGUGAACUGCACUCAGAAAGAGGCCGUCAGUUUCGCCACCACUGUGGACAGAGAUGGCAGGAAGUCUGUUCGCUUUGGGGACUUCCAGUUUUGUGAGCAGGCCAAAUCUGUUAUUGUGAGGAACACGAGUCGGCAGACGAAACCCCUGCGGGUUCAAGUCAUGCACUCUUCUGUAGUGGCUCAUCAGUGUUUUGCACUCAAAGCUCUCACCUGGCUCGGCCAAAUCAUCAGAUACUCAGAUGCUCUGAGGAGGAUCCUAUGUCAGGUGGGUCUGCAGCGAGGACCGGAGGGAGAGAACUCUUCUCUAGUGGACACGCUCAUGCUCUGUGACUCCAAGAUGUGGAAAGGAGCGAGAAAUGUUUACCACCAGCUCUUUAUGAGCAGCCUACUCAUGGAUACAAAGUACAAGAAACUUUUCGCAAUCCAGUUUGCAAAGAACUAUGAGCGCAUGCAGAACGACUACGUGAAGGACGACCAUGACAGGGAGUUCUCAGUAACUGAUCUUUCUGUGCAAAUGUUCACCGUGCCUUCUCUGGUAAGUAUUUGGAGGGAGAGACGGCCUGCCAUGAGGAAGAGGCUCGUCAUUUGGGGUUUUUGGUCGCUUCUUCCGUUUCCUUUUUCUCUUUAGAUUUUAUUUUAAUGCUUUCUCUUCCCUUUACAUUUUUCCUGUAUCUUUUUACAAUUGUUCGUUCCUCUUUCCUUACUCUUUAGUGUGAUGCACUGAAAUUAGGGGCCAAGCACAGAAGGUGCGAUGGCACCUAUUGUAUCCAUUGGCGUUCUUAUAUUCUUCUUCCGCUCUGGAAGUCUAUGGCAGCCCAUAGAACCGCUUGCGGGAAAUUUGUGAAAUUUGACUCACGGAUAGAGGACAGUCUUAACAUUAACUGCAGCAAGUUUGUAGUCUCUAACUCAAACUCUUUAGUGCCACCACUUGUCCAAAGUUUCACUCAUGUUUAUGCUAAUAACUUUUAAACCGUAAGGCACAGAAGGAAAAUGCUCGUUUCUUCUGAAUCCUUGGCUCAUGCCGAGUUGAAUGUCCAACAAUGUAAAAAUCGCAAGGUUUAGUUUUUUUCGCUAUUUUUUUUAAAGUUUGAAAAACCUACUUUUUUGAACUCGUCCUAGACGGUUUGUC